GAGACCUUCAGGACGGCCCCAAGACGGGCCAAGAAGGCUCCAAGAUUGCCGAAGAGGUGCCCUCCGUAACCAUUUUGGCUCAAGUCUUACGUCGGUCAAGUGUUGUCCACUGCGCGCGAUAUUUCCAAUGCUGGAUACCAGACACCAUAUUUACAUAUGGACGUGGUUGAAACAUGUCGCCCGAACGGUCUUGCUUUGUAUGGCCAGAAACUUAUUGACGCAGGUUUUACUUUGUGCUCUCUGUGCCAGAUCUCAGCUGAUGACCUGAGCAAGCUCGACAUUCCACCGUCAGCGCAGAAGGAGAUAUUUUUCAUGAUCCAUGGGCGAACUUGGGAGCCUGCGCGCAACUCUGCGUCCCUCGUCGUAAAGGAGAUCAUGCCGCCGCCGGCGGAGGCGUGGGGACAAGCUGAUGACCCGCUCGGCCCUGCGCCUGUGCUGGGUAAACGCGACUCCUCCGUUGUAGUUUCUAUCACCGCCCGUCAGAGUAACGCCGACAGUGGGAGAGGUAGCACAGCGAAGUCUUCAGCGAAGUCGGCUAGCACUUCGUUUUCACUGAGUCAAUGGUUUGAAAAUUUCGUGGGUGAAGCUGUUCGGCUGAGCGACAAGCCGGGCGCGAAGAAGAGUAUAUCGCGCAUGAUGGCGCUCAUCCUCGUACCCUUCGCAGUCUCUUUCAGAGCCAUGGGCUACAGGUGGGCCUCGAACAAUGGCACGCCCGAGUUCUCACUCUUCUUGCCAUCGAUGUUUGGAGCGAUCAUCGGGGCUGGACUAGGCAGCCUACUGCUUGUGGCGAAAUUCGGCUUCGAUGCCACACGAAGAUUGUUUCAGAAACAGUAUGUACUCGUGUGCGGUAUAGGUGUGCUGCGCGGUAUCAUGUUUGCGUGUGAAAAUGUUGCUCUCGCAAACGUUGACUCACUAAUUUUCGCUGUGACAAUGAAGUUUGCGAUUGUCCCUUGCCUCUGCAUGGAGGCACUUGCCAAUAGAGCAUGUCCCGCUGAUGCUUUGCAGAUGCUGACCAUCAUGAACGCACUUGUUGGCAUCUGUUUGUUCUUGAUAUCAUCGUCAUCAGAUGGUGUUGAAAUCAGCAUUCUUGGGGUCGUAUUCUCCAUACUCGCAUCGAUGGCCGAUGCACUUGCUGACGUAUCGAUGGGCAAUGUGUCGGGUAGACUUAUGGCGCGCACAGAAAAUGUAGGUGCUGAGCGAGUCCGGUGUAUUGUUGUCAUGGAGUUAUCCAAAGCAUUAGCGUUCAUGCUUAUACCGAUGGCAUUUGAAGCACGCGUUCUGCUUGACAAGGGCAUUCUACAUGGAUUCGACAACAAAGUUCUGAUUGGUGCAGUAUUGGGCCCGGAGCUGAAAACAAUAUGGUUCAACGUGAUGGUAAUAAUCAGUGGCGCAUUGCCAACAAACUUGGCCGCCGCCUUCGACCUUACAGUCACAUACAUCCUCAAGGUGACAGUUUUCAGGACAGAGGACUUCGGGGCUACAGCUUUGCUUUUGGCAAUGAUUACCUGCGCCAUCUUGGCCUACUUCAUCCACAUGAUACUCCUGGUCAAUGCGCAAGAGGCUGCCGUGCAGGAAGUUCGCGGGAGACUCUCAAGACGGUUUAGUGAAGACAACGUCCUGAGUCGGCGUUUGUCGCAAACGAGCAUAGCCCCGGCCUAGGAGUCGACGCCGUAACAGAGCCGUGGGAAAGGCGUCCAAUCCCAGCCACUCUCGAAACAUGAAGACACAGGGCUAGUUUCUGUGAUCGAGACAGAAUGGAUAGUGUUUCUUCCUUGCUUGGGGCACGACGGGCGUCAUGACCCCCGCCCCCCCCCCCCACCCUAUGACGUAACGCUCCCCCCCCGUGCGCUCCAG
Molecule: messenger RNA, 1854 nt
Organism: Prorocentrum cordatum
Lineage: Eukaryota; Dinophyceae; Prorocentrales; Prorocentraceae
Source: the annotation of a GenBank genome assembly